Molecule: messenger RNA, 1341 nt
Organism: Hyla sarda
Lineage: Eukaryota; Metazoa; Chordata; Amphibia; Anura; Hylidae
Product: chondroitin sulfate proteoglycan 5-like
Exons: 4
Coding region: 332-580 (82 amino acids)
Biological process (GO): nervous system development
Source: RefSeq, a predicted model, not a curated record
UCACUUCUUUUUUUUUUUUUUUGCAGAUGUAAUACCCAGGACUACAUAUGGCACAAGGGGCUGCGUUGCGAGUCCAUCAUCACCGACUUCCAGGUCAUGUGUGUGGCCGUGGGCACCGCCGCGCUUGUUGUCCUUCUUCUCUUCAUGAUGACUGUCUUCUUUGCCAAAAAACUCUACCUGCUCAAAACCGAGAACUACAAACUACGUAAGAGAAACAGGUACCGGACUCCCUCCGAGCUCCACAACGAUAAUUUCUCACUCUCCACCAUUGCGGAAGGCUCCCACCCAAAUGUAAGGAAACUAUGCGACACUCCAUCUAAACUGUCCCCCCAUGUCCGUGCCAUGGCUUACUAUGAUAACGUUAUCUGUCAGUAAAUAUUCGUAUCUGAUGAGAAAAAGUGUAAAAAUCACACAGAAAGAGGACCCAAACGCUCCUCAGAAGGUGCAGGAUCUGCCCAAGGCUUGCCUGAAGGAUGAGGAACCUUUCAACAUACAGAACUCUCUAUCGCCCAAGCACGAGAGCGGGAAAGGGGACCCAGACAUUGUCGACGUCAACUGCGUUCUUAACAACUUAACAUGAGGACAGCCGGAUAGAGAGAGAUGACUUCUCUGAACUUCUUCAGUGCUGAAGGGGCCAGUGAAAAAAAGCCCAUCACCGUUUCCUCCAGCACUGACAGGGGUUAAUGUUUCAUUACCACGCCACCCCUCUAAUGUGCCCCCCUUCCUUGGCAUGCUUUGGUGUAUUUUGUACAGAGAUAUGUGGAGACGUUGACAGGACAUUCCCAGUGUGUGAAGUAUGGGUCUGAGUAGACUGGAGAGACAACACUAUACAAAGAGGAAACUGAUGUAGACUCGAGGUAAAGUGCCCUUGUGUCCCGUGGAAGCCGCCGCUCUCUUUAGGCCCCAGUCUUAACCCACUUCUAAAGAGAGCGUGACCUGUGAUGUCACAGGAACCGAUUACAUCACUAACUGAACCAAUACGAGAGUGCGGCCUGUGAUGUCACUGGGAACUGGUCACAUCACUUACUGAACCAAUAUAAAAGUGCGACCUAUGAUGUCACCAGGAACCGAUGACAUCAUUAACUGAACUAAUACGAGAGUGUGACCUGUGAUGUCACCAGGAACCGAGGACAUCACUAACUAAACCAAUACAAGAAUGCGGCCUGUGAUGUCACAAGGAACCGAUGACAUCACUAACUGAACCAAUAUGAGAGUGCGACCUGUGAUGUCACUGGGAACUGGUCACAUCACUAACCGAACCAAUAUAAAAGUGCGACCUAUGAUAUCACCAGGAACCGAUGACGUCACUAACUGAACCAAUAUGAGAGUGUGACCUGUGAU